UAAAAUUACGAGUACCCCAGGUGAGUGUCCGCCGCUCCGCCACUGGUGAAAACACUACCGUCAGGGGGCGCCACUUCUGCACCAGUCGAAAUCUAUCCAAGUGAAUUGGGCGUGUUUUGCAAAACGUUCUAAAUUAAUGUGUUUUUUACCGAAAUGAAGUGACUGAAUUUUGACGAAAAGGAAACCGGAAAACAUCAGAAUUUGCAAAAAACCGAAACCCAAGCGCCAAGAUGUCCCUGUCGCUUAAGAUCUACAUUGUCGAAAAUAGUGUUACGAAGACCAUCGUGUUUGACCCUUCGACCACGGUCUAUGAUGCCUGCAGGAUUAUCCGGGAUAAGUGCACGGAGGAAAAUCUGGGAAAUCCCAAAGACUAUGGCCUCUUCCUCACCGACGACGACAGCCGGACCGGAGUCUGGCUGGAGCCAGCCCGCCACCUAGAAUACUACAUUUUGAGAAACGGCGACACCGUCGAAUACCGGAAGAAAUUGCGAACGCUGAGGGUCAAGAUGCUCGACGGUUCGGUGAAGACGAUGUUAGUCGACGAUUCCCAGAUCGUCGCCAAUCUGAUGGUGGUAAUUUGCACGAAGCUCGGCAUAACCAAUCACGACGAAUACUCGCUCGUCCUCGAGGACCUGGAGAACCAGGAGAACAUCGACAACCGAAACUACGGCACGCUGACGCUGAAGCGGCGCCGGGAGGAGAAGGAGAGGGACGCCAAGAUGGACCAGCUGCGAAAAAAGCUCCACACGGACGACGACGUCAACUGGCUGGAUCCGUCGAAAACGCUGCGGGAGCAGGCAAUCGACGAGAACGAGACGGUGCUGCUCAGGAGGAAGUUUUUCUUCUCGGAUCAGAACAUCGAUUCGCACGACCCCGUACAGCUCAAUUUGCUGUACGUCCAGGCGAGGGACGCCAUCAUCAACGGCACUCAUCCAAUUACUCAAGAGAAGGCGUGCGAAUUCGCAGGAAUACAGUGUCAGAUCCAAUUUGGGGAUCACGUGGAGACUAAACACAAACCGGGAUUCUUAGAUUUGAAGGAAUUCCUCCCACAAUCCUACAUCCGAGUAAAAGGAAUCGAGAAGAAAAUCUUCGCGGAACACAAAAAGCACUUCGGCAAGAACGAACUGGAAGCCAAAGUGACUUACACGAAAAACGCUAGAGCUUUAAAAACAUACGGAGUCACUUUCUUCCUAGUGAAAGAAAAAAUGAAAGGUAAAAACAAAUUAGUACCGCGACUACUCGGAGUCACUAAAGAUUCGGUACUCCGCUUGGACGAAAAAACGAAAGAAAUAUUGCAAACUUGGCCUUUAACGACGGUGAGAAGAUGGGGUGCAAGCCCCAACACGUUCACUCUAGAUUUCGGGGAUUACUCCGACCAGUACUACUCAGUACAAACCACCGAAGCCGAACAAAUCCAACAAAUCAUCGCUGGAUACAUCGACAUCAUUUUGAAAAAAAAACAAGCGAAAGAUCAUUAUGGCAUCGAGGGUGACGAAGGGUCGACGAUGUUUGAAGAAAGCGUCGCUCCUCAUAAAGCCACAAUCCUCCAACACGAGUUGAGCAAAGUGGGCAAACUCAACACCGAAUCUUUGGCCAAACCGGCCGUCAUGCGGGCCGGAUCCGACGGUGAGAAAACAUUUAGUACUGGCAUGAUGGGUAGUGCUCAACACACUAUUGUAAGUGGACAAGUGAGCGUGGGUCAUGCACCUCCUACGGUACAACAAACCAAAGUGACAUCUGUGCUCACGGAGCCACAACGGGCUCUUGUCUCCACAAUAUCCACCACUCAGACCAAGAUCAAAGAGUCAGAGAUAGAACUAGAGGGUCGACAACGCCUUCCCGAACUAGGCAGCGACCCCAGCUCCCGAAAAUGGAAGCAAGUGACUUUAGACACCCGCAAACAAAACGUCGGCUCUCAAAUAGCCGCCAUGAACGCCGCCACCGCCCAAGUGGUUACUCUUACCUCAGGUCCCCAGGAUGAGGUGGACCAUAACGCCGUAGGAGCGGCUAUCACCACCAUCGGAACGAACUUACCCGAAAUGACUAAAGACGUGAAGAUGAUCGCCGCUUUGAUGGACGACUCCAACAUGGGAGAGAAGUUGUUGGAUGCCACUAGGAAACUGUGUACUGCUUUCAGUGACUUACUGAAGGCUGCAGAACCUGAGUCGAAAGAACCGAGACAGAGUUUGCUUAAUGCAGCGUCUAGAGUGGGAGAGGCUAGUACUAGUGUUCUGGCGACGAUCGGUGAAGACACCGCUGAGAAUAAAGAACUUCAAGAUAUGUUGUUGUCAUUGGCGAAAGCUGUGGCUAACACUACGGCGGCUUUGGUUUUGAAGGCUAAGAACAUCGCGUCGACUUGUGAGGAUCAGCAGACUCAGAAUAGAGUGAUCGGGGCGGCAACUCAGUGCGCUUUGGCAACGUCGCAACUUGUGGCGUGUGCCAAAGUCAUAGCGCCGACUUUAACAUCGCCUGCGUGCCAAGAACAACUGACGGCGGCGGUCAGAGAGGUCGCUAAAGCCGUCGAAAACUUAGUUUCGGUUUGUAACGAAACUUCAAGCAACGAGGAGUUGAUGAAUCAGUUGAAAAUGGCAGCAGGGGAGGUCACCAGAACUUUGAACGAUCUUUUGAACCACAUCAAGCUAGCGUCACGCGAACGGGCUCAGGAGACAGUACAAGAGUACAGCGUGGAAGAAAUUUACACUGCUACUGACAGAUUGUCAGCGGCAUCUGGUGACCCUAACGAAAUGGUCAAACAAGCGCGACUCCUAGGACAAGCCACCGCUCAGCUUAUUCAAAGUAUUAAAGGCGAGGCUGAGAAGACCCCUGAUUCGGAUAUCCAAAGGCGGUUGCUCGCCGCCGCCAAAACUUUGGCCGAUGCCACCGCCAGGAUGGUGGAAGCCGCGAGACAGUGCGCUUCGCAUCCUCACGACAUCCACUACCAGAGUGUGUUGCGUAAGACGGCUGAAGAACUGAGGGAUGUGACUACGGUUGCGGCUACAACUCCGGCCUUGAGGGCUAAAUUAGUAGAUCGGGUGAAAGUGUGUGCUCGAAAAGCCGUAUCUUCAGCCACUCAAUGUAUCACAGCGGCUCAAGCAAGUCACCCUUAUAACGCCAACCCGACAACACGAGACGCUCUAAUUACCGAAACGCAAGAGCUAGCCAAACAGAUCCCACCUCUCGUCGGAUCGAUUAAAGCCAGUACUGCCAACCCAGAAGACACGAAGAGUCAAGUUGAUUUGAUUUACGUCGCCGACGUUUUCCUCCAUCCUGCCACUCACUUCGUGCAAACUUCCCAAUCAGUCCUCCCCACAAUCCACGAGCAAGCCAUCACCGAGCAACUCUCCGUUACCAGCCAGAAACUAAACACCGACUUGAGUGACCUGAGAGGUGCUCUGAGUCGAGCCAAACCGGUGUGUCAAGGUCUCGGUCUGGGUGCUGCUGCUCAGCUGAUCGCCGACUUGCAAGAGGAACUCGACGAGUUCCAGCGCGCCGUCACAGCACAUAGCCUCAGACCGCUGCCUGAGGAUACGCCCGAACGUGGAGCCGAAGCGCUCACUUCUAGCAGCAAAGCAAUCAACCAAGGCGUGGCUCAACUAUUGAGUGCUGCAGCUCAGGGCAAUGAGAUUUACACGGACAAGGCGGCUCGCGAUACUGCUCAGAGUCUGAGGUCUUUGGCGGGAGCCGUGAGGACCGUUGCGGCCACCACGAACGACCAAGAGGUGCAGUUGAAGGUGAUCGGGUCCGGACAAGAAGUGCUGAUGCAUUCGGCCAAGUUGGUGGAGGAGGCGCAGAAGACGCUUCACUCGGUCGAGGUGACUCCGGGACUGCAACAUGCCGCGAAGGACAUCACGAAUGCGCUCAAUCAAGCCAUCAAUUGCCUACCAGGGCAAAGGGAUGUGGACACCGCCAUCACCAACAUCAUCGAAUGGACCGCCACCAUCAACUCGGGCCACUUCCCCCACACCAACAAGAGCUACGGCGAGCUCCAACAGGAACUCAACACCGCCGCCGCCAACUUGAACGAAGCCAGUUCGGUGGUGGUGAGCUCGGUUCGCAGCCCCACCCAACUGUCUUCGUCGUCUAAAGAUUUCUCGUCCGCGUUCCAUGAUUUGCUCGGAGUAUCCAUGGAAAUGGCGGGUCAGACCCAAGAUACCGACAUCAGAGGCCAGAUGGUGCAUUCGUUGAAGAACGUCUCCACUAGCUCGAGUACCCUCUUGACGACUGCUAAGUCGCUUUCCGCCGACCCCUACUUACCGAACGGGAAAAACCAAUUGGCUGCAGCUGCCAGAGCGGUCACUGAUAGCAUUAAUCACUUGGUGAACGUGUGCACGUCUGCGGCACCGGGUCAAACCGAGUGUGAUAACGCCAUAAGGAAGAUUCAAGCGAUGAAACACUUGCUGGAGAGUCCUACGGAGCCUGUGAACGACUGUAGCUACUAUGAGGCGUUGGACUCGGUUAUUGAUAAGAGUAAAGUUUUGGGUGAUUGCAUGACUGGAAUCACUAAUAGUGCGAAGCAGUCGCAGCAUGAGAAGUUUGCUGAACACAUUAAAACGUUCAGUAGCUCCAUCUGCAGUUUCAUUGAGGCUUCAGCUCAGUCGGCUUAUUUGGUGGGGGUGUCUGAUCCUUCCAGUAUUGCGGGACGUCCAGGAUUGGUCGAUCAAGCACAAUUUGCACGUGCUUCUCAAGCUAUUUAUCAAGGGUGUACAGCGCUAGCGUCACCCUCAAGCCCUCAGAAACAAGUAUUGGAAGCUGCCACUCUUAUCGCUAAGCACACCAGCGCCCUCUGUAACUCGUGCCGGGUGGCUAGUUCAAAAACCACCAAUCCCGUGGCGAAAAAGCAGUUCGUGCAGAGCGCCAAAGCAGUAGCUAAUUCUACCGCAGCUCUGGUAAAAGAAAUCAAGACUCUGGAUUUGGAUUACUCCGACGUGAACAGACAAAGAUGCGCACAGGCCACAGUUCCCUUACUAGAGGCCGUCGAAAAUCUCUGCAUCUACGCAAACUCAAGCGAGUUCGUCUCAAUCCCAGCCAAAAUCUCCCCUCAAGCCAGACGAGCCCAACAACCGAUCAUCGAUUCGGGCAACCGAUUGAUCGACAGUUCUUGCACUGUGGUCAAGGCGGCAAAGAAUUUGGUCGUGAUGAACAAGGACCCAUCGACGUGGCAACACUUCGCAAGUUCGUCGAAAGACGUUUCGGAAUCGAUUAAGCAACUGGUGGUCAAUAUUAGAAAUGGUGCUCCUGGUAAAAACGAAUGCGAAAGUGCUGCCACCGUCCUUACUAAUCAUCUGAGGACUCUGGAUACGUCGUCUAUGGAUGCUGUGUCUCAGUCGUUGGUGCCCAGGAAGGGCGCUUCUUUGCCGGUUUAUAGCCAGCAGGUGGAACGCGCGGCGGCUGGUUUGUUUGACACGAUUGAGCCUUUGAGACAGGCGGCCAAACACGAAGCGGAGAAUAUCGGGCAUGCGGUUAGUCAAAUGAUACAAUAUUUCGAGCCCUUGGUGCAGAGCACCAUCGGUGCGGCGUCCAACAUGAAGAACUCGAAGCAGCAAGAACAACUCCUCGAUCAAGCGAAGUCGGUCACGGAAUCAGCUCUCCAACUCGUUUAUGCGACCAAGGAUUGUGGCGGCAAUUCUAAGGCCGUCAACAUUCAUCCCGACAUAGACGAGUGUGCUAAUUCCACUCGCGACACUCUACAAGAAUUAGUUACCAGCUUAGAAACCAUAUCGACUCAAAGCGGAAUUGUUUCAGGAGUCGUCGACAAUCUGACAAGGGCCAUGACUCGAUUGUCCGACCAUAGAGCUUCUUUAAUUAUAUCAGACAGUGACAGUUACGUCGAUUACCAGACGAGAAUGGUGGAGUACGCCAAGGAUAUAGCCAAGUUAGCUGGCGAGAUGGCGAGCAAGGCCUCCAGCGACACCCAGAAACUCGCCCCUCUGUCCGCCGACCUCUCCCACAAGUACACCCAACUGGCCAAUGACAGCAUCGGCGCUGCAGCAGCCUCUACCAACGGCGAAGUCUCCAUGCGUCUGAAGGAAGUCGUCCAACAACUCGGUGGCGCUUGCGUCGAGUUAGUACAAGCCGGCGGUCAAUGCCUGAUCAGAAAGGACGACAUUAUCCUGCGGGAAAUCGGAGAUUGUUCCAGGAAUGUGACCGAGAAGGUGUCACGCGUCUUGGCAACGUUGCAAUCAGGGUCACGUGGUACUCAGGCUUGCAUCAACGCUGCGUCCACAGUGUCGGGAAUCAUCGGCGAUCUGGAAACCACAAUCAUGUUUGCCACCGCCGGGAAUCUAAAUCCUGAGAAUGAGCACGAGUCGUUUGCGGAUCACCGCGAGAAUAUUUUGAAGACGGCUAAGGCAUUGGUGGAGGAUACGAAAACGCUGGUUGCUGGAGCGGCUUCGUCGCAGGAGCAGCUGGCGGUGGCGGCACAGAAUUCCGUGUCCACUAUUGUUCAACUGGCGGAAGUUGUGAAGUUCGGGGCUGCCAGUUUGGGCUCGGACAACCCGGAUUCUCAAGUAAUGCUGAUCAACGCCGUCAAAGAUGUCGCUAGUGCUCUAGGCGACUUGAUUCACGCUACCAAGGCUGCCAGCGGUAAGCCCAUCAACGACCCAGCGAUGGCCCAUUUGAAGGAAAGUGCCAAGGUCAUGGUCACGAACGUGACGUCGCUCCUUAAAACGGUGAAAGCCGUGGAAGACGAACACACAAGAGGCACCCGGGCCUUAGAAUCGACCAUCGAAGCAAUCGGGCAAGAAAUGAAGGCCCUCUACUCCAGCGACGGCUGCAGACAAGGCGUCACCGCCGAAGACCUCGUCCGCUGCACGAAAGCCAUCACCAAAGCCACGGCGAAAUCAGUGGCCGCUGGCAUCAGCAACAAGCAAGACGACAUCAUCGCGGCCGCCAAUUUGGCGCGAAAAUCGAUCUCGGACAUGCUUAUAAUAUGCAAAAGCGCCGCCUACAAUCUCUCUGAAACUCCAGAAAUGAGGGAGAGGACGCUGGAUGGCGGCCACGAGUGCGCCCAGCAGUUCCGGGAACUCCUGGUUACGAUCCUGCAAGGCAACGUCGCCGACGCCAAACACACCCUGCCGGCUAUUUCGCGUCGAAUCGCCCAGGCCGCCACCGAGUUGGUCAGCGUUGCGUCACUCCUGAAGGGCUCCGAUUGGGUGGAUCCGGACGAUCCUACCGUCAUUGCCGAGAAUGAGCUGUUGGGAGCCGCGGCGUCCAUCGAUGCCGCCGCGAAGAAGUUGGCGAGUUUGAGGCCAAGGAAGACCAUAAAAACACAAGACCUGGACGAGUCUCUCAACUUCGACGAAAUGAUCCUGGAAGCCGCCAAAUCCAUAACAUCUGCCACUUCUGCUUUAGUCAAAGCGGCCAGCGCCGCCCAGCGCGAACUAAUCGACAGUGGAAAAGUAUCCCGAACGCCGACGUCAUCAUCCGACGACGGCCAGUGGUCAGAGGGUCUAAUUUCGGCUGCAAGGCUUGUGGCCGCAGCCACUCACAGUCUCGUCGAGAGUGCCAAUGCGUUGGUACAGGGUAUGGGUAGCGAAGACAAAUUAAUUUCUUCAGCUAAGCAAGUAGCCAGUUCUACUGCGCAGCUGCUGGUCGCUUGUAAAGUCAAAGCAGAGGGUGACACUGUAGCCACCAGAAGGUUACACCAAGCCGGAACCGCGGUCAUCAGAUCCACGGAUAACUUGGUGAGGGCGGCACAACAAGCCAAGAACGUGGAAGAAGAGCGGUGUUUGGUGCUGAAUAAGAGAAUGGUGGGAGGAAUCGCACAAGAAAUUGACGCAAGAUCCGAGGUGUUCAGGAUAGAGCGCGAGCUGGAGGAAGCCCGCAGCCGACUGACCGCCAUCCGUCAAGCCAAGUACAAGCUGCGCGGCUACGACACGUCCGGUGACGAUACCGACGGUUAUAUAAGUUCGGCGCAAGAUGGCGAAACAUCGCGAAAAUUCCGUGGGAGAAAAGUUGUUGUUAAAGCCGUAGAGGUUAUUGGCACCCAAAAUGUUGUAAGGUACGGCAACUACCUAUACGACAGUCCCCACUCGACUUACUCGCCCACUGUACAAAACACCCUAUAUAACGACACAUACAGCCAUUUAGAAAGUCCAGAGAAGGUCAGCUCGCUAGAACGCAGCAAGAAAAUACUACAAUCACAGGUGAACGCCUUAGACAACGCUGUCUACGGCACCACCAACAGCUACGCCCAAAAUAACCAAGACCAUCAAAUUAAUUACAACUCUUUCGGUAGAAACGCACCUAAAUUCACGCCGCUUCCUGCUAGGCCGCCAAUGUAUUCGUCGAAAGACUACAACCAGGAAAGUAAACCGUACAGUCCGACUACAACUCCAACUUCGACACCGCAUAGCCCCUACAAACUCCUCCCGACUUCCCCCAGAACCGCAACCAGUUCGUCCUUCGACUACACGAGUACCAAACCUAGUGGUCACAUAAGUUUCGAAAAGUACCACGUGACAGAUAAGUACCAACCUAGUGAGAAACCUCUGAGUUUCGGCGACUACAACCCGUCCGGUGAUGGCUUUUCGACUUCCGAGUUCACCACAAACACCUACAAAAUACCAGGGGGGUACAAAACGGAUAGUUACAAGUACGAAUCGUACAAAUCUGCGUCGCAACCUACUUAUUCGUCCCUUUCGGAGAAGUACUACACGAGUACGCCGAACGCGAAGUUGCAGUUGAGUCCUUUUGAUAAGAAGAAUUUUGAAUCUUUUAGUAAUGGAACAGACAAUCAGUACCAAUCAUCUUUUUCUACGAAUGUCGAGUACGUCAGUGAGCCUCCAGUUUUGAAGGACACUGACACGCUGGAGCAGAAAAUGUUGAAAAAGUCUGUGACGCAGCAAAUAAUAGAGAAGAAAACGGUCCAGAUGACGAAGAGCAGCAAGCAGGAGUCGUCCACGAAGAGCUUCAAGUUUGAGUAAAUCGGUCUUUAUUUCACUAACGGUUAGAUUUCAGUGUAUUUAUUGAUUUGAUGGUGCUAAUAUUUAUGCUUCUUUUAUUAACCAAAUGUUUUAAUUAGAUGUUUAAUCGUGCCAAUUAAUUUAAGCUUGUAGAUACGUCGGAUUUUAUAUAUUGUUUUGUUUGUACCUAGUUCAGUCAGUGCCAAAAUUGCGUUUACUGGAAGCCGGAGUUACUUAAAGUGCCUGUUUCGGAUCAAAAGUGUUACUUAUUUUACAGCUUUAAUACGUAAGCCUAUCCAGUGCCUAUUUUAUUGAACAUUUUUUAUUCUAAUUCUCGCUUUUUAAUGUAUUUUAUGGCAUUCAGAUGGAAUGUUCAGGUACCAUUCAAGAUUUGUAAUUAAACUUUAGUCCAUGAACUCUGGAAAUCGGAGCCGAUAAUUUAUAUUAGGCGGCUAGUUUCUAGAGAAUCGGGACACCAGAUCACAUUGUAUAAAUAAACUAAUUGAAAAGUU
Messenger RNA from Zophobas morio, 9415 nucleotides. It is a transcript of the gene rhea, whose product is annotated as rhea. Gene Ontology annotation, molecular function: structural constituent of cytoskeleton; actin filament binding; integrin binding. The record is from RefSeq and is a predicted model, not a curated record. Gene Ontology annotation, biological process: cell-cell adhesion. Bases 231 to 8924 code for a protein of 2897 amino acids. The transcript is spliced from 23 exons. Gene Ontology annotation, cellular component: ruffle; plasma membrane; focal adhesion. NCBI's taxonomy places the organism in Eukaryota, Metazoa, Arthropoda, Insecta, Coleoptera, Tenebrionidae.